Molecule: messenger RNA, 1555 nt
Organism: Orbicella faveolata
Lineage: Eukaryota; Metazoa; Cnidaria; Anthozoa; Scleractinia; Merulinidae
Biological process (GO): protein phosphorylation; necroptotic signaling pathway
Molecular function (GO): protein kinase activity; ATP binding
Source: RefSeq, a predicted model, not a curated record
CUUUCUCUACCUCAUUACAAUGGCACAAUAUAAGUCCAAGAUUUACAGAAAAAUCGGUUAUAGAGAGAGCGUAUUCUCUUCCUUGUCUUCGCGUCAUUUACCCGCCAUUUUGAAUAUUACGAAGCGCGCUCUCGGCCUCGUUUUGGUGCUCCUCUCAAAAGUACAGCGGACGAAACAGCGGACUCGAUCAAAACUGUAUGCGCUAUCUCCUGAGCUUCGCGAUGUAAACAAAGAACUGGGUCGUCCAGAAAUAAAAUGCGACAAGUUGAAAGGAAUCUUUGUCAUUAACCCGUGGAUCUACACUUUAGCAUGCAAGGACGCCUUUAUUGAAUUAGUCAAUAGAUGCAAGGUUUUGCCUGUUUUAUUCAUGGAGCCCUUUGCUCAUGACAAGGGAGAGGGAGCAAAGAAAGUCAUUGUAGCUUCAAGCAGCUCCAGUACUCAUGGCCUUAGAGCAAGAUCGUCAAAAAGUUCAGGUUCUCCAAGACACAGCAAAAAUCGAGCCACAAAAUCUUAUGGCGGAGCCCGCAACUUGAAUGGUAGCUUGAUCGGUUUAUCAUGGCCAAGCACCCCUGACCUAGGAAGCCAGUUAUCACCUGGGAAUGCAAGCCCAGAGAAAAUACCCCUGGGGCACUACAGAACUGGAAGCAGCUUUGAGAAUUCCCUUCCAGGAAUGCAGCUUAAUUCUAAUGAGUUUCUGUGUGACUCCAGUGUUGCAAAGUUUAAUGCUGGACUCUUUUCAUCAAUCACUAGUCAAACUAGUCAAGAGUUAGAUGUAGAAGAAGCCAUGGAUAUUGAUCAUCAAGAAGUUAAUGAUGACGCUGCUUGUCCUGAAGAAGGUAAUUCAUCUGAGCCAGGAGCCUCAGAAGAGAAGAGCCUCUCUGGAGGAGAAAGCAACACUCUUUCUUCGGAUGUUAGCUCAAAGGAACCAAAAAGGGAAAUCCUAGUUGCAAAUCGCAAGAAGGAAGUGAAUGAACAGAAGCCGCAAUUAUCGAAAACUACUUCGACUACUUUAUCAAACAAAAAAAGAGCCAUUUACAUAGUUCUUCAUGUCAGCACUAUACGGAUUGGAGAGUUGAUUGGAAAGGCCUCUGCUCCUGUAAAGAUAUAUGCAGAGAAAAUGUUCAUAGAAAUGGAUACUAAUGAAGGUAAAACAUGCACAAUAUAGUAAUUUGAUUUGAUUUGAUUUACUUUGGUUUUGGUUUGGUCUGGUUUGCUUUUUGCUGAGUCACCAAGUUGUUACAUGUGCCAAAAAUGAUGUCUAAAAUGAGCACUUUAAUUAAAUAGCUGAAACAUUUUGAUGUCUUCCAACUCGCGUGCCUUAAUUAGGCAUACAGGUGUAAUUUUUCAUAUGUGUGGAUCAAAAACUUCACUCAUGCUCCAUUUCACAUACCCUCUAAAUCAAAACCAACUAAACACCAUGUGAAAUGUUUGUUGAGCUAGUACAGCACUAACUGACUUACUUUCAAAAAAUUUAGAUAACCUCAAUUUAAGACACAGAUGAUGUGAAAUUGUAGAAAUCAAAGAUUAGAAACAAUAUUGCUCUCAACCACCAUCA